This is a messenger RNA of Penicillium nucicola, 954 nucleotides long. RefSeq names its product Rtr1/RPAP2 family protein phosphatase. NCBI's taxonomy places the organism in Eukaryota, Fungi, Ascomycota, Eurotiomycetes, Eurotiales, Aspergillaceae. Gene Ontology annotation, cellular component: cytoplasm; nucleus. Gene Ontology annotation, molecular function: RNA polymerase core enzyme binding; RNA polymerase II CTD heptapeptide repeat phosphatase activity. The transcript has a single exon. The record is from RefSeq and is a predicted model, not a curated record. Bases 1 to 954 code for a protein of 317 amino acids.
AUGGCACAACAAUUGAAAACGUCUCUCCCAGAGACCUUUGCAGCCAUGAAUGCCCAACGACCGUCGCCGCCAUCAUAUCUGCACCCCACACAGGAUGAGCAAGACAGAUAUCUUCAAGGAAGGCCUGGGGCUACACAACACCACCUGGAGAUCGCCUUACAGCAUGCGCAGCAGAUUCAAACACAAAAGGACGCCGAGGAUAUCAUUCUGAAUAACAUCCUGGACCUCCUCGACCUCCCCUCAAACCCAAACGCCGACCCCGCCACACCGUCAGAAGAAGAUGCACGGAAAUUAAAAAUUUCAUUGGCCCCCUUCCGCCCAAGCGACUAUGACAACCUAAUUUUGGAGCGCAACUACGGUGACCUCUGCGGUUACAGUCUAUGCCCAAAACAACAUCGGAAAGACAACAGAGGCCGGGGAGGCGGGUUCCGGUUUACGUACGGUGCAAAGGGAAGCGGGCCUGGAGGACGCGGACGCGCCGUGGAUAUUGUUCCCCAGGACAAGGUUGAGAAAUGGUGUUCGGAUGCUUGUGCCGAGCGCGCUCUUUGGCUUCGUGUGCAGCUUUCUGAGGUGCCAGUGUGGGAGCGGCGGGCUGGCGACACGCGGGGUGGGCUGAUUCUUCUGCUGGAGGAGGCACGCGCUAGACGGCAGAAGGCUCCUGCGGCUACUGGCACUGUUUCUUCUGUCGUGGAUGAUCUGCAGAAUCUAAGGCUAGGAGACAGGUCUCGCGAGCUUGCGAUUGAACGUGGUGAUACUAGUACAGUGGUUCGAAAUGGACGUGUGAACGUCGAUAUCAGGGAAAACGAGCGUGCUUCCCAGCGUGCUGUUGAUGCUCCGCAGUGGCGUCCCGAGGAUGCGAUGGGGGGCUCGAUUGAGGGUUAUGUACCCAGAGCGCAGCAAGACCAACAUGUUCAGGAUGAAGAUGGAGACAUCGAUGUGCUCGAUCAGAUUUGA